GACCGUAGAUUUUAUCAGGUUAAUAAUUUUCAAAAAGAGGGUAUUUCUAAAAAUCGCAGGCGUGGACAAAAUGGUGAACUGCUGACUAGAGGGAAAGUUUUGUUCUAGUUUAUUUUAAUAAAUCAAUGAAAAUCGACAAGAAAUAAUUAUGGCCUGGAAAAGUGUGAAGGUCUUACUAGCUUCUACAGCUACAAUCGCUGUUGCUUCACAAGUGGUAAAAAAGUUAUAUAAGUAUUUCACAACCAAAGAAAGUACACGCUUAGAUGGGACAGAAAAUGAUACAUGCAGUGAAGCCGUGAAUAUAAAAUAUCGUGAAAUAAAUGAUGUGAUAUUAUUUUCUGACAACGUCGUUCGUCACACUAUAAGAGUUCCUCCGAAUAGAGAUGUAACAGUGUGUGAGGGUCGAGAGCAAAAUUGCUUUAAACUCAUCAGAUACAUCAAGUCUGCACGUGAAACAAUGGAUGUAUGCAUGUACUUGAUUACUAGCAAUGAAAUAGCAGAGCAGAUUAUUAGAUUGGGACAGCGACAUGUACUGGUCAGAAUAAUUGUCGAUAGUGAAAUGGCCCUCAGCCCUCCCUCGCAAAUCAAGAGGCUGAAAGAAUACAGUUUUAUCCAAGUACAAACCAGCAAUAAAUCAGUGUUGAUGCAUCAUAAAUUUUGCGUCAUUGACGGGCCCAAUGCCAUAAAAAGGAAGAACAUUUUAAAAUCUUACGCUGAGAAGUUAAACAUUCACGUUUCAGCGACGCAAACAUCGACACAACUGAAACCUAAGCCAUCAAAAGCAUUUGUCAUGUCUGGUUCUUUAAACUGGUCUACUCAAGCUAUGGUAUCAAACUGUGAAAGUGUCAUUGUAACUUCUAACGCAAACAUUGUUAGUAAAUUUGAAAAAGAGUUCGAUAGCUUGUGGACUGAAAAUGAACCGGCCUUCAAAUAAUGACGAAGAUCUGCUGUUUUACUGCAAUGCACUUGGACUUUUAUGACCACGUAUAAUUAUUGGACCUUUUAGAUUUUACAUUACCUACAAAAUGUCUAAGUGCAAGUGCAAUCAAAUGGCGAUAAAAUUUUAUAGUGCUCAACGAAAUAAUAUGAAGUGUGAAAAUAAGAAAAUGACGCAAAAUAACGUAAAUAAAUAUUAUUGUGAGUGUCGAUGGAGAAUGUGAAGUAGUGUACCUUGGAUUGCAGUGUUAACUCGCAAGAUGGCGCUGUUGGAACGAUGACGUAGUUCCGCUAUCCGCCGCUAGAUUUCUCUGGUAAGCAACUUUAACGCAAACAUCCGAUGUCAACACAGAUCCGGAGUUCAGCGUCCGAUAAAACUAAGACGAUAACGAAAUGACUCGUCGAUGAGUCUACAAUCAUCUAAGAACAUCUUAUCAGCGGUACAUCACGCCCAACAAACACAAAGUGGCUGUCUCCUACUUCAAACAUCGUCGUCGCAGUUCACCAAAUUCGAUUUAUUAUAUCUGCUCUUACGCCACAAUGGAAAUUCUUAGUCAUUUUUCCUACUUAACUAAAAUAAUUGAACAAAAUAAAAUUUGCAAUAAUGCAUAUCACUCGGUUUCAUAUAUCUGCUUGUCAAACAUCUUGUUGUAACGUGAUAUUGUUUACUGCAGUUUUGUUUCCACCUCGUUCUGUAAUUUCCGUUGCGGCGAAGCAGAGGCGUCCACGUGUCUUACCUAGUUUUAAUUAUCGAAUUUGAUUCAAGAGGAAAACGCAAAAAUGCCUCCCUAGUCUUUAAGUUUAUUGACUUUAUGAUGUUCUUUGAUCUUUACAACAUUUUUCUGUUUUCCUUCUGGAUCCUAUAACUGACGGUAUUUAUGAAUAUUUUAUUUAUGUAAAUUUAUGAUAUUAUAUACAAUAAAUGUUAAACUGUGCUGUCUCAAGUUUUGAAUUACAUUGACUAACAUUUACUAAAAAUUCUAACGCAUGACUUCAAAAUGUUUUACUUUAUCAACUCGCGAGUGUGCAUGACUAUUAUAUAUUAUUAAGUGUUUAAAUAGUUUUAUUAUUAUGUUAUUUGAUAAAUUGCCUCUCCACUGAAUUCAUAAACAAUAUAGCACCAGCAUAUUUCAACACUUUCUCAGUGUCAUUUUACUUUAGAUGCUAGAAAAGACGAAUAUUCGUUAGUGUAUUCGGUGGACGGACAAUACAAUACCAUGACAUGUUAUUGAAUAAGUCUGAUUAUUUUAUAUUUUAAUUAAUUGUUUUGGGUUUAGUUUCGGUAUAGAAAUGUUUACUUCAACAAUUUGUUAUUGUUUAAUUGCGAUUAUUAAUGUAAAUAUUGAAUAUAUAAUGUGAGAGAAUCGUCGCCUUUGCUCUAAAAGCCAAGGUUUUAGCACCAAAUAGUAAAAUGUUGAACUUGGUAGUGCAUGGCAGUACCAGAGUUGCAUUUAAGUUUUUUUCCAAGAAAAAUUUGAUUAUGCAAUCAGAUGAUUUUUAAUUUAAUCGAUUUGUAAUUUUAAACUAUUUUAUACAUUACGAGUAAUUUUAAUAAACUAUUUCGGCAUGAAA
Plutella xylostella (diamondback moth) is the source of this 2508-nucleotide messenger RNA. RefSeq names its product mitochondrial cardiolipin hydrolase. Gene Ontology annotation, biological process: piRNA processing. Lineage: Eukaryota; Metazoa; Arthropoda; Insecta; Lepidoptera; Plutellidae. Gene Ontology annotation, cellular component: mitochondrion. The record is from RefSeq and is a predicted model, not a curated record. Gene Ontology annotation, molecular function: RNA endonuclease activity producing 5'-phosphomonoesters, hydrolytic mechanism.